Molecule: messenger RNA, 1273 nt
Organism: Poecilia reticulata (guppy)
Lineage: Eukaryota; Metazoa; Chordata; Actinopteri; Cyprinodontiformes; Poeciliidae
Source: RefSeq, a predicted model, not a curated record
CUAAAGCUAAGCUAAAACUUAUUAUUAUUMGUAAAAUAAUAAAAAACAAUAUGGAGAGAAAAAACUAAGUCUUCAUUCUCACACUUUCUCUCAUAGCACAUUUUGUCCCAGUCAUGGGGGGUUCUUCUUCAUCAUCUGCUCCUCCACGGCGUCCACUUUUAACAACUGCAUGGAGAAAAAUACCCUGGGGAAACAAACAGGAACCUCUGCAGGACAUUAAGAAUUUUCAACCUCAACAUGAAGACAUCGAAGCCAUCAGAGUUUUACUCCAUGGACCAGUUGGUGCAGGAAAGUCCAGUUUCAUCAACUCUGUCAACAACGUCUUGCAAGGGAGAAUGACCCAUGAAGCUCUGGCCAGUUCCACAACCUCUGACCAAAGUUUCACCAAGUAUCAAACCUAUAAAGUCAAGAAAGAAGGCAGGGGAAACUUUUAUCCCCUUGUGUUCAAUGACAUCACGGGUAUGGAGGAAGGACCUGGAGUCAGAACAGAUGACAUCAAACUGGCCUUGAAGGGACAUGUGAAGGAUGGAUAUAAGUUCAAUCCUUCAUCUCCCCUUUCUGAUGGUGAUCAUGGCUACAUUUCUUCCCCGACCAUCAGUGACAAAGUUCAUGUUCUGGUCUGCAUUUAUUCUGCUAAUGCAUCAGAAAUGAGGUCAUCAGUUUUGCAGAAAAUGAGGGAAAUCAGAGAAGCAGCCAGUGAUCUGAGAAUCCCUCAGCUGGCGAUUCUCACACACAUUGAUGCAGUCUGUGGUGAAAUAGAAACAAAUAUCAAAAACGUCUACAGGAGCAAAUAUUUGAAGAGAAAGAUGACUGACUUCAGCUCCAGGCUGGGGAUCCCAAUGAACUGCAUCCUCCCAGUGAAGAACUACAGUCAUGAAAUUCAACUGAAUCCAGACGUCGACGCUCUGAUCCUGAGUGCGUUGAGGCUUAUGAUUGAUUUUGGAGACGACUACGCCGACACACUGUGAAGUCACGGCACAAAAUGUUAUCCAGUCAAUAGUGUCUGUUUAAAGUAAACUUUUAUUUUUCUUUAAGUUGGUUUAAUUUAAAACUCCAACCAGGUGUAAACACCAGAGAAAUGGCAAAAGACAACAAAAAUACACUGUAAAACAUAAUUAAUUUCUCCUUAUUUAAAAAGUAUAUACAAACUCAUUGCCUCAAAGUUGUUUAGUUUUCAUUAAAUUCACUGAGUAACACUGACAUUUCAAUUUUAGUGAGUUUAACUUAAGUUCACAUAAUAAAUCAGAGUUUGUUGGCAUCCAAAGCUUUGUUG